Plasmodium relictum is the source of this 1233-nucleotide messenger RNA. RefSeq names its product actin-like protein, putative (gene ALP5b). Gene Ontology annotation, cellular component: Swr1 complex. The record is from RefSeq and is a predicted model, not a curated record. The transcript is spliced from 7 exons. Bases 1 to 1233 code for a protein of 410 amino acids. Lineage: Eukaryota; Apicomplexa; Aconoidasida; Haemosporida; Plasmodiidae. Gene Ontology annotation, molecular function: nucleosome binding.
AUGGAAUAUAAAGAAAAAGAAUUUAUACCAAUUAUAAUUUUAGACCCUGGUUCUUGGAUGAUAAAAAUUGGGUUUGCAAAUGAUGAUUUUCCAAAAUUUCAAAUCCCUUGUCUAUAUAUAGAAAAAACUUUUGUAAAUUCGAAAAUUAUAAAAUUUGGUGAUGAAGCUAUUGAAGAUUAUAUACUAAUUAAAUAUGCAAACAUCAAAGUUGAUAGAAAAGAAAAAAUUUCAGAUGAAAGUUUAGAUGAUAAGUUACUUAAUGUUAAAAUGAUUUUUGCUGAUCCUAGACAUCCUUUAAGCAAAAAUAGCUUUACUGAUCUAUUUGAAACAUAUAAUUACCUUUUAAAUAAAUUAAAUAUAAAGACGAAUGAUUAUAAUUUAUUAGUUGUGAUUCCUGAAACAAUUGAAAAGCUAUUUAUAUCAAAUUUAUUAAGUUGGGCUUUUAAAAAUCAUAAUUUUUUAUCAAUAUCAUUAAUUUAUAAUUCUUUAGCAGCAUCUUAUUAUUAUGGAUUAAAAACAGGAGAAUGUGGUAGUAGAAUAGUUCCAGUUGCUGAAAAUCAUGGUAUUUUCUUUGAUAGUAUGAGAAAUUGUGAAAUAGGAGGUUACUUAAUAAGUAAAUAUAUUUCCAAUUUUGUUAAGAUAAACGAUAAUUAUAUUGAUUACAUACUUAUUCAGAAUUAUAAAGAAUUAAAUAGCUAUGUAAGUCUAGAUAUAGACAGUAAUAUUAAAAUAACUACUGAAUGUAAUGGGUUAUCUAAACCAUAUAGAAUACCUUAUAGUAAUUUAUAUAUUGACCCUAAAGCAGAAAUAUUAAGUCAUGAAAUUUAUUUUCAGCCUGAAUUUCUAGCUCAUUUACCAGGAAACUUUUAUAAACAAAACAUUAUAUCAUUAAAUCAAAUAACUUUUGAAUCUGUCUGUUCAUGCCCAAUAGAUUUAAGAAAAAAUUUCUUAAAUAAUAUUAUUUUAAUUGGUGGAGUUUCUAACUGCAUUAAUAUGCGUGAACGGUUGCAUAUGGAAUUAAUGCAUAUAAUUAAAAGUAAAAACUAUAGCGAAAAUGUUAAAAUUAAUAUUAAACAAAUAAGAAUGUCUGAUAUGGCUUCAUAUUUAGGUUGCAAAAAAUACGGAAAAGUACUUUUUUAUAAUAAAAAUAAAUGGAUAACAAGAGAAGAAUAUUUCAAUUCAGCUAAAAAUCUAAUAAUACAAAAAUUAUUAACAUGGGCUAACGUUUUGUAG